Notodromas monacha is the source of this 795-nucleotide messenger RNA. NCBI's taxonomy places the organism in Eukaryota, Metazoa, Arthropoda, Ostracoda, Podocopida, Cyprididae. The record is from the annotation of a GenBank genome assembly.
AAGUCUGGAUGCGCCGCGUUUGGCCACUCCUGUUUCGGUGCUCAUGGCAAAAGAGCCCUCGGGGUUGCCAACCCGGAAGACGUACUUCCGGAAAACGAAGCCCAUCUGGUGAUGGAAGACGAUUUGUCAGCCCUCGUUCUCAGCUUUGACCUACCAGGACUCACCUCGUUUGACGACGUCUCGAGAGGAAACGACGCUCGGGACCACCACCGCUUACGCGUCUCUGAGUCACUGGCCCACGACGACGUCCUACAAGCUGAUCAUCAGCAGGAUGAGCAAAUGCUGGAGGAUGACCUCAGAUUCAGGAAUGUCCGCCUCAGGCCUCAUCAGUGGUGGUGGCGAAUGCGCAGAGACUCAGUGACCGGGUGCUGCUGCAGGAUGAAGCUGAUCAUCAGCAGGAUGAGCAAAUGCUGGAGGAUGACCUCAGAUUCAGGAAUGUCCGCCUCAGGCCUCAUCAGAGGUUCCAAGGCAGAAGGAAACUGGUUAACCGACGUCAACUCCUCAUACCUAAUCAGGACACCAGCAUCGAAAUGGACCAGAGUUUCAUGGAGAAUGAAGACUGAAUCGCCAGCAAGAAGAAGAAGAAAAGAAGAGCGAGCUGAAGUUUGGCGAAGAGUUCAACUGGACACCUUCCUUUUACCUUCUGUCGCAAAAUCAAGGCGCAAGCUUGAUCCCAACAUGGCAGCGGCCAUCAAGGAAUGGAAAGCAGUUAAACAGAAAGAAAUGGAAAUCCAGGGAAACGGCAAUGGAAUGGAGACACUUUUCUCGACGAGUUCUUUUCUUCCGGCAAAGGUA